Rotaria sordida is the source of this 1002-nucleotide messenger RNA. Lineage: Eukaryota; Metazoa; Rotifera; Eurotatoria; Philodinida; Philodinidae. The record is from the annotation of a GenBank genome assembly.
AUGUCGACUGUCGUAAUUACCGAUCUCGAUAGUCGUACAAAUAGUGAUACUGUUGAAAAUUUUUGUCAAACUUAUGGUCGAAUACUUAAUUGUUAUAUAAAAUCCAAUCAAUGUAUAGUAACAUUUGCAGAUAAACAUAAUGCUGAAGAAUUUAUACGUGCUUCACCACAUCGUAUUGAUUCAUAUGGUUUUGUUAAUGCAACAUGGAAAACAACAAUCAAUCGAAAUUCAUCACAUAAUCAACGUUUAACAACAAAUUCAAAUAGUAAUAAUUGUCGUUUAACAAUACGUGGUACAUGUGAACAAUUAGAAGAAAAAAAUCUUAUACGAUAUUUUUCACAUUAUGGUCAUGUACGAAUGUGUUUAUCAAAUCCAUUACAAGGUUUUGCUACAAUAACAUUCGAUGAUCAUAUAAGUUAUGAACGUGCAUUAAAAGAAUCAAGACAUUUUCUUAAUGGACGUUCAUUAAUUGUUGAACCUUAUACAUCAAUUGAUGAAUUCGAAUCAAAUAAACAACAUGAAAAAGAUCGAUUAAUAAAUGAACGAAUACAUAUUGAAAAUCAAUUUCAAGAACGUAUUAAAUUAUAUGAUUAUGAAAAACUUCAAUGGAAUGAAUAUAUAGCAAGACAACAAAAUCAAUUUAAUCAACAAAUUGGACAUUAUCAAUAUUUACUUAAACAAAGUUUAGAUGAAAUAACAACUAAAGAUAAACAAACAGAACAAUUAAAAAAAGAAAAUAAAGAUAUUGAUGAUCUUCUUCGUCAAAGUGUACAUGAUAAUGAACAACAACAAAUACAUUUAAAAAAACGUGAAGAAAUACAUAAUCAAACAAAAAGAAAAUAUGAAGAACUUUAUAAAGCUUAUAUUAAAUUAAAAGAUAAUUGUGCUACUCAACGAAAUGUAGAAAAAGAUUCGAUUAGUAUAACAAAAUCAACAGCUAGUACAAAUUCAAUUGUUAAUAAACCUAAAUCAACUAUAGAUAAUGUCAAAAAAAAACUUUAA